This is a messenger RNA of Bactrocera latifrons, 1132 nucleotides long. RefSeq names its product UDP-glucuronosyltransferase 1-6-like. Lineage: Eukaryota; Metazoa; Arthropoda; Insecta; Diptera; Tephritidae. The transcript has 3 exons. The record is from RefSeq and is a predicted model, not a curated record. The coding region runs from base 371 to 1087 and encodes 238 amino acids. Gene Ontology annotation, molecular function: UDP-glycosyltransferase activity.
AAGUAAUGGACAAUCUGACUGAAAAAAAUUUAUAAAUGACCUCUGGAAUCUGGAUUCAUAUUAUGUCGUUUUCUAUGAGCUAUACAUCUCAAUAAGAAAAUCUUCUCAUCUUCGUGGUCUAGAGUAAGAGAAUAUUGCAGGAAUAAAGAUGUUUUAAGCCCAAGACUUUCUUAUCGGCAAUACUUUCAUAGCAACAUACUUCGCUUGACUAAUGAGACGUAAAUAUCUAAAAGAUCACAAGCAAAACCGCUCUUAUCACAAACGCACCAACUAUACCAAAGUUAAUAGUAAGAAGAAAUGACCCAACCGCAACAAUGUUUAGUUUAUUACAAGCGUUGAACUGAAGCAGAUCUUUAGUGUACACCACAGGAUGAACAACGCGCAGUUACUAUUAUUGAUUUGCACUAUAUUAGCGCCAAUCGGGCUGGUACCGGUAACGGAUGCUGCGCGCAUACUCGGCUUCUUUUCGACCGGCACCAAAUCACAUUUGCUCAUACACUGCAGCAUUGCCGAACAGCUGGCCCGCGCUGGUCACGAGGUAACCAUAAUUGGCAUUACCGAAAAUGUUUACCCGAAUGCUACCUACAAACACAUAAGACUACAGCUCAGCGAUGUCAGCGAGAAGUAUACGAAAACUUUGUUCGAUGUGGUUAAUGGACGUAUGUCCUUUCUGAAGACCGUCACAGUGAGAAUGCGUCAAUAUAUGAACAGAGCGGAUGAGAUCAUGCGGCAUCCAUGGAUGCGUGAGUUUUUGCGUAACAGUCGUGCCGGCGAUUACGAUUUGUUACUCUUUGGUUUCCUUAUGAACGAGUACCAAAUUGGUUUAGCUGCACAUUUCCGUUGUCCCAUUGUCAUGACGUGGGUGAUACAGCCAGCUCUACAAAUCCAUCGAUUUGUAGGAAAUCCCCAACAGUUAUCGUACGUACCGUCAUUUAUCAGUGCUUUCAAGCAGCCUAUGAAUUUUAUGGAACGAGUAAACAACUUUUUGGUGACGCAAUUUGAGCAAAACAUGUUAGUGCCCUAUUUGGAUUACAACACACAAAAGUUAUAUGACGCUCAGUUGUCAUUUGUACGUUGGAACGAGUAGAACGUGUAGAACGUAGUACAAUUUGCAUUCGUCAUGUUGCCUUUA